AUGACUUCGAUCGGACAUGCAGAACGCAACUGGUCUCCAAAUUACAGCCGUCACAUGGAUGAGAAUCAUUCGAAUGGUGUAACGAACGAAGACAUGGCCAUCAAUCUACUGCAAACCCAGCUGGAACUGUCUGUUAUACGAGAGGAAUUCCAAGACCAGUUGCGUGAGCUCCGUCGGAUAGUUGAUCGAGACUUGGAUGCCAUGAACCGUGAGGUCGAUGACGUUCGUGCUGGUCAGUUGGAUAUCUCAAAUGUUGUUGUUGAUCUUAAAAAUCAUUCCGUUUCUCUGCACGGAGCAUAUGUGAAGACGGUCUCCAAGUACAACAAACGUAACAAGCUGAUGUAUUGUGUUGGGAUUGUUGGUGUUGUUUCUACGUCUGUGGUGACGUAUUUGGUGUUUAAGUAA
Messenger RNA from Lactuca saligna, 405 nucleotides. Lineage: Eukaryota; Viridiplantae; Streptophyta; Magnoliopsida; Asterales; Asteraceae. The record is from the annotation of a GenBank genome assembly.